Styela clava is the source of this 4282-nucleotide messenger RNA. RefSeq lists its product as uncharacterized. The record is from RefSeq and is a predicted model, not a curated record. Gene Ontology annotation, molecular function: ATP binding; protein kinase activity. NCBI's taxonomy places the organism in Eukaryota, Metazoa, Chordata, Ascidiacea, Stolidobranchia, Styelidae. Gene Ontology annotation, biological process: protein phosphorylation.
AUGGGCAGGGCAGGGGGUAUAUUCACUUGGCUAAUACAGACAGUCCCCGAACUGGUAAUAGAACUAAAAUAAGGAGAAUCUGAAUAAAAUUAUGGCCUAACCCUAAACUGUUACACACACUACGGGACUACCGAAUAUUCUGAUUAUGGUUCUAAGUUUUCUGGGUAUAGGUUUGAUACUGGAACUUAUUUCAGAACUAUAUAGGCUAUUGCUUUUUGAUAUCUGGAGAAACUUUUUGUUUCUAACUUUUUUGCUCUUAUCUCGAGGCUUUUAUCAGCAUAUUUAAAUGAGUGCUCAUAUUAUGUGCUUUUAAUUUAUUAGUACAAAUUAACUUAUACUAUACGUCUAUUUGCAUGUAUCAUUUCUAUUUCAGAUUACUAGUAUGUCUUGUUUUAAUUAAUUAUAAUUACACACAAAUUUGGCGUUAAUUUACAUCAAUUGGUCUUGAUAUUAACUUCUGAUGGAAAUAUAGUACAGCAAGAAUUAUGUUCCCUGCAUCUCUGGGCCAAGGGCACCAGCCUAUGAGCUUAAAAGCAAUUGAUGAAAUUCCGCACCAAAAGCGUAAGAACAUUUGUACUUUCAUCGAUUAUUCAAUCACAUUGCAGGAUGGUUAUUGGGAGCUUUUAGUAACCGAGCUCGGAUUUAACGAAACAGAUAGUAAAAAUUUUCUUCUUGCCUUCGCAAAAAAACAAAGUCCGACUGAUAAUUUGCUACGAGAAUGCGGAUACAGGAAUUACAAAAUUGUUACGCUGUCUCACGUAUUAAAAAAGAUUGGACUUGUUAAAUUAGUGGCAGAAAAUUUGGAAAACCUUGAAGAAAUUAGUAGUCCGGUCUUGCCUAAUGCGCAAUAUGGUUUCGGUGGAAUGCAUUUCUACGACAAACCACGGAGGCCUACGGAAAGUGACUCCUCAAGCUCGUCUCAUUCUGGAGGUACGGACGUGGAAAAAAUUGGCGGAAUCGACACUACACAUCAUUCCUACGCUGAUAUUAAAAAAGGGACAAAAAACUUCGCUUCAGAAAUGAAAUUAGGUGCCGGGGCUUUUGGUAAAGUAUAUAAAGUCGUUCUAAAGAAUACUGUAUAUGCGUGUAAAGUGUUAACAAUGACAACGAACAACACCCAUAUGUCGUUGCGAGGUAAAUACAAGGGGAACACUGAUUUGAGGAAUGAGUUACGUUAUCUUGCGGAUUAUAGGCAUCCACAUAUUGUCCCAUUGUACGGCUGGUCUGUGGAUGGUGACAAUCCAUGUUUAAUUUAUGAGUACAUGAAAAAUGGUUCGUUACAGGACUGUCUUCAGCGUUUGAGAGAAAAGGAAUCUUUAAGUUGGUUAACAAGAUUGAAUGUCGCUUGUGGCGCAGCCAGGGGCCUUCGUUUUCUACAUGAAGAAAAAUCUAAACCUUUAAUACAUGGUGAUAUCAAAACUGCGAAUAUACUACUCGGAGACAGUUAUCAUGCGAAGCUCGGAGAUUUUGGUCUUGCGAGAGAGGGUCCUAGCAGGCAUAAGACAGGGAGUUAUAUUGAUUUGGGUGAUGAACACACCCCAGGUACAAUUGGGUAUCUUGCACCUGAGUACUUACAGAGUAAAAAAUUAUCUGUUGAAGUGGAUACUUAUGCGUUUGGUGUUGUAUUACAUGAGCUUUACACUGGUCGCAGAGCAUUUGAUCGAAAUCAGAAAAGGGCUGUAACCUUGCUCAGAGACUAUAUGGAUGAUCUUGCGAAUGGUUUGGGUAGAGGAGGUCGAGAAGGGGCAGAGGACCGUCUGUUUGAGCACCAAUCUCCAGAGUUGGAGAGACUACCUCAAAUUAUUGCACUGAGAUUCGUGAGAUUGGCACUCGGUUGCUGUCACGAAAGACGUAACAAAAGGCCAUCUAUGUUGGCGAUUUUAACAAGACUCGAAGCAAUAUGUGCUGAUAUUAAGAUGUUACCCAAAGAGCAAGUUUCUGAUACAUCCUCUACCGACCUGACUCCGAAUGCUUCAAUUACUUCAAACAAACCCCAGUUGGGUAAACCCUCAUCUCCGAAUUUGCGUACGAACGAUAUGAGAUACGACACUCGAAAUUUAAUUCCGGUGGAAUCUGAGGAUCCGUCUCUUGUAAUGCCGUCACAAAAUAUUGAAUCUUCAAUUCCGCAUAAAAAUAGCGACAUUUAUGCCCCACCUGGAGUGGAUGCUGUGAAUGAAGCCCUAAAACAACUCGAGUUAAAAAACUCAAUAAAAUCGAAUUCCGAGGCAAGGAGUUACACCCCUUCAAGAGAAAACAGCGUAUACGCCACUUCAAGACAAAACAGCGUGUUUGAGAAUCAAAAACCGAAUCCUAUACCAUCUAGAGAAAACAAUGUUUUUGAGGGUUAUACACCACAACCCCAUAUAUCUAUACCACAGUAUUUUGGCAAUGUAAUGUACCACCACCCACACGCUGCCGCAGCUGUGCCAGUAAAUUGGGACCCAUCAGGGCACAAUAUGCUUCCAAUUUCUCCAGUAUUUUCAAUGUGGCCCCCGCAAAUGCCUCAUAAUAUACCAGUCCUGGGACCUUAUUCACCCUACGUCUCUGGUCCAAGUUAUCCAACGCAAGGAGCACAACAAUAUGGUCAAGUACCGUUUCCGAACACUCCAGAUUUCCUGGGAAUACCUUCUGGAAUGGAUCAAAACGAUCCUUCAGAUUCCAAACCUGGUAACACCCCCGUGUCCCCAAGCACCCCCGGCCUUGUUAGCACCCCAGAACCAUUUGACAGCUUGGAGUUGAACCAACCUUUACAUGUAACAACUGCUCAAUCCCCUCAGGUAUCCAACCCAUUUACUAAUUCAAACAUAAAUGGGGGUUAUUCUAAUUUACCCCCUUCGAACCCAUUCCAUAUUUCAGGGGGUAAUGACGCACACUUUUCUACCCCACAACAAUAUGAUCAAUUUUCUCCUACAUCGAAACCAGAAGCAGAAAACAGCCAUCAAAGGAGUUCCACAUCUGCGGACAAUGAGGGUAUUUCCCCUCCCAGAACUUAUAGUGUCAAAGUCAGCGGCCCGAAGGCAAGUUUGUUGGAUAAUCUUGACAAUAUAGAAGAUGAAGACCUAAAUUUAUCCGUUUCUCACUAUUUUAGUAAGUAAAAGAACUACAAGAAUUGUCGUGGCCUAGUGGGUGAAGCGCUAGACUUAACUACGUUGGUAUCAUAUGUAAUAAUCACAGGUUUGAAUCCCACGCCAUCCACUUUACUCAGGAUAUAAUUCGGUACACAAUGCCGAACCAGCCUGAAAGAAUAGAAUGUUAUAUAUUCUCGGAUUUCUGUGGCUACUUAUGUGAGUCCUUGUCAGAUCGAAUGGAGUAAAUACGAACCAUACAAAAAGUUGUCUCACUUUAUAUAAUUUGAGAAUUGAUUUUGCGAAGGUCGGGCUGGGCCUAUUUCUGGGUGGAAACAAUUGACUUCACCUGACAAUUUUACUGAUAUGUCUGCAAUUUGAAUCUUUAUAAUGCACAGGUUCUUUAUGGUACAACAAACUGACUUGUUACAUGCUGAGAAUUUAUUUUAUUCUCACUAAUAUCAGAACAGUAGUUUUAAACGUAAAAUUUUUUCAGUUUUGAAAGAUUUUUUAAAAAUUGGAUGGUUCGGUAAUCAUAAUAAUCGUUCUACCUAAAAACUUCUGGGUCACAAUUUGUUGGUAUGAGAUAUUCCCUUUUCACUGUUGAUUUUUAUUACCAUUACUGGUAUGUAUAUUUUCUACUUUAAAGUUUUGCAACCUGCCUAUUCCUUGUUCUUCUUUUACUUUGCUUUUUACCCCUUAUUGCAGUUAUUGCCUUAUGUUGAUACACUUUUAUUUGCAUUUUCAUUGAGGGUAUGUUUUUUUCGUGGAAAUACAGUUUCGUUUUAUCAUUUAUGUUCCUUGCCGCUUCACUCAUACACAUAGGCAUUGUCUUCGAAAUUGACAAUACUUUGCUUUUACUUAUGCCUAUGUUUUUUCGCAGUACAUAAUAACAAUUUUUAUUUUUUUUAUUUUUGAAGUUUUUUUUAGCAUACAUAGUUGCAUAGUCUUAAUUAGCGAUAUAUAUUUCUAAUAUUAAUUGUGGUAUUAUAAAAUAACAAGAUAUAUGGAUAACUUAAGCGUGCUUGAUGAAAUAAAAACAGUGUUUAAAUGAAUUAAAAUAAAACCUGAGAUUAUAGGUGAAAUAUCGUAUCACAUAGGUCAGUGGUUCUCAAACUUUAUAAGCCGCGCCCCUUUUUAGAAUUUGUCAAGUCUCGUGCCCCACCUCAAAAAUAACUACGGUAUUUAUUAAUAAGCUACAAAUAACAGAUAGUAAG